UUUUUAACUUCAGCUACGGUCGGUGUUUCCGCUGAAACCGGAAGUGCCUUUCUCCGCAGCAGGUGGACUUUCUCAUGGAGUUUAAAAGUUCAUUAAUGUGAUUUUUAGUGGUGUCCUGUCUGAGUUGAGAAACUAGCAAUGGCCAGUCCUGAGCUCCUGCUGGAUUCCAGCAUACGCAUGUGGGUGGUCCUCCCCAUCGUCUUCAUCACCUUCUUCGUGGGCAUCCUCCGUCACUAUGUCACCCAGCUUCUCCACAGUGACAAGAAGGUGGACCUGGAGCAGGUCUCUGACAGUCAGGUGCUCCUGCGCAGCCGCGUCCUCAGAGAGAAUGGAAAGUACAUUCCUAAAGAGUCCUUCACCAUGAGGAAACACUACUUCAACAACACAGAGACCGGCUUCUUUAAGAAAGUCAAGAGGAAAGUCGUCCCCAAGAACCCCAUGACAGACUCCAGCAUGCUGACAGACAUGAUGAAGGGAAACCUGACCAACGUCCUGCCCAUGAUUGUGAUUGGUGGAUGGAUCAACUGGGCCUUCUCUGGGUUUGUCAUAACAAAGGUGCCGUUUCCUCUGACUCUGAGGUUCAAGCCGAUGCUGCAGAGAGGGAUCGACCUGCUGUCUCUCGAUGCUUCCUGGGUGAGCUCGGCGUCCUGGUACUUCCUGAACGUGUUUGGGCUGAGGAGCAUGUACAGUCUCAUCCUUGGCCAGGACAACGCUGCUGACCAGUCGCGGAUCAUGCAGGACCAGAUGACGGGUGCCGCCAUGGCGAUGCCCCCUGACCCCAACAAGGCCUUUAAGAGCGAGUGGGAGGCGCUGGAGAUCGUGGAGCACAAGUGGGCGCUGGAGAACGUGGAAGACGAGCUGAUGUCCAGAGACCUCAACUUUGGAAACCUGUUCAGUGGCGACAUCCUGUCCACCAGGCUCUGACAGAACUUACUGACAGACAGCUCCCUCCUGUGGGGGUUUUGGAAACUGCGUGAGCGGUGUGGUGGGACGGAACACCAAUCAAACUCGGACGUUGCUAAACGUUGGGACAGAAUUGCGGCUGCAGUGCAGCGCCGCAUGGAGAAUGAGAACAGACUCUGGUGGUGAUAUUAGUCCUUUAAUUUAUAUCAAAAGACUGAAAAUACAAUAAAAUAUUUUCCUCUGAUA
This is a messenger RNA of Oryzias latipes (Japanese medaka), 1149 nucleotides long. RefSeq names its product ER membrane protein complex subunit 3. Gene Ontology annotation, cellular component: EMC complex; membrane. Gene Ontology annotation, biological process: protein folding in endoplasmic reticulum. The record is from RefSeq and is a predicted model, not a curated record. Lineage: Eukaryota; Metazoa; Chordata; Actinopteri; Beloniformes; Adrianichthyidae.